AUGGAAAACGCACAAAAUGCCUUAGGGAUGAUGAUAUUUCAGAUUCUAAACAAUCAAGUGAGAAAGACUUGUUUCGAAAAAUGUUUUGGUCAAAAAUUUUCCGAGCAGAUGGGGAAGAAUGAGCAAAUAUGUUUAGCUAAAUGCAUGGAUCGAAUGUACGAGACACACACUAUUGUAACCAAGGCAUCUUCCGAAAUUUCUCAAAAUUUGAACGUUGACACUAAUUAUUGA
Messenger RNA from Plasmodium malariae, 231 nucleotides. Its product is annotated as mitochondrial inner membrane TIM10 associated protein, putative. Lineage: Eukaryota; Apicomplexa; Aconoidasida; Haemosporida; Plasmodiidae. Bases 1 to 231 code for a protein of 76 amino acids. The record is from RefSeq and is a predicted model, not a curated record. The transcript has 3 exons.